Messenger RNA from Pungitius pungitius (ninespine stickleback), 1993 nucleotides. RefSeq names its product transmembrane p24 trafficking protein 8 (gene tmed8). Gene Ontology annotation, cellular component: Golgi membrane. The transcript has 6 exons. The record is from RefSeq and is a predicted model, not a curated record. Lineage: Eukaryota; Metazoa; Chordata; Actinopteri; Perciformes; Gasterosteidae. The coding region runs from base 128 to 937 and encodes 269 amino acids.
UUUUUCUUCCUGCCGAGCAGCAGCAGCCGCGCGCGGAGCUCCGUCACAUGACCGAAAUGGCCUGAGUUGGACCGAAGUAACACCGUGUGGCUUAUUUUCCCCCCGACUAGCAGCGUUACAUCGUGCCAUGGAGAGAUUAGAAGCCACAUCAGAGCUCCAGUCGCGGUUGUCCUCUCUCUCCUUCUCGUCGUUCCCCGGAAUCACAUCCAAACAGAGCGACAAGCGACCUCUGGACAGGCUCCAGAACACAGACCUUUCACAGAGCAGCACCACGUCCAAAGGGCAGGCUGAUAUGGAUGAAACCAAGGGGGAUCCAGAGCAACAUACCGAGGGUAAUGCAGCGGCCUCAGCAGAGCUGGCCCAUGGGGAAGGAGGCGAGGAGAACAACGCUGCUGCGAGCAGUCAGCUGUCUGCUGAGAUGAAAGCCCAGACGCCGCCCCUGAAGCCUCCGACGACCUGGACAUCUGCCGCGCUGAAGGAGCUGAAAGCGAAGCUUCGAACGGAGGACGACAGCAUGGUGACGGUGUACCGGGGCGACAUCAUGACCGUUCACGUGCCCACUGUGCCCGAGGCCAAAAAAGUGUGCUGGGAGUUUGCCACAGAUAGUUAUGACAUUGGCUUUGGGAUAUAUUUUGACUGGACGCCCGUCACAAGCCGGUCCAUCACUGUGCACAUCAGCGAGUCGAGUGAUGAUGAAGACGAAGAGGAGGAGCUGGAAGGGCCCGUCGGCAACGGAGACGUCGAGAAGGGCUCCAAAACCCAAACCAACUCAAACUUGGCGGAGCUCUUGCCCGUGUACCGCCAGGACAGUCACACACUCGUUCAGGGGGGCAGCCACGAUUUUCCAGGUGAAGGCACAUACCUCCUGAAGUUUGAUAACUCCUACUCACUGUGGCGGAACAAAACCCUCUACUACAGAGUUUAUUACAGUGCCUGAGAUGCAUGUUUGUGAAUGUAGAAUUUAAAAAAGGAAUACCGCUUGUAAGACCAAUGAACUAUUUUUGAUUGCAUUCCUUGAAGAAAAAAAACGUUAUAAUAUAAAAGGUUAAAUAUCAGCAUAUCUAUUUUUAACACGAUCAGCUUGUGUUGCAACACAUCGAAUUCCUGAUCAGAUAGUUUUGAAUGCAACAUUUUCUCAAAUGACAUAUAUAUAUAUAUCAAUUUCGAGACCCUUUACACAUGUGCCGUGUCCCUGUACUAUUUGGUCCAGUGUCCGUCAUUUACAUGAAUCGUCUUCUGCUGUGAUAUUUCUAUGGUAGCAGUGAUCAGGGAACACCUGCACAGAAUUCAUUUCACCAGGCCAGGUGCUUAAUCAGCAGUGCUCUAAAGAAAUCGUUUUGUUGUGUUUGUGUGUACUGUGAGCGUACACCUGUUGUUCCGUGUAUUUAUCCCUCUGCUUUGUAUCUUAACUUAUUUUCUGUCGUUGUCAAACUAUCUAAUGGAGAAUAUAAUGAUAUAAAAACAAUUGCGUGCACUAAGUUGUAUACUGUCAUAUAUAUGGGUGUGUUGGUAAGAUGUAUAAGUUGAAUGUACUGAGGCGAGUCGUAACAGUUAGCCAGAGUGGGCUUUUUAUGACACAAAUAAAAGCCAUCCCUUAUCUCACAAAGCUCUUAUGUAAUAUAUUCAAUAUUUACUGUCGCUCUCCCUCCCUUAAUUUGCUGUAUCAGAGGUAGCAAGCGGUUGUAAUACUUCAUCUAAAUGCAUUCUGUGCACAGAUGUGAGUAAAGGCCACUGUCUGCUUUCAAAUCUCCUUCGGUGCGUUUGGCGUACAUUUUUGAUGGCGUUGCCUUGUUCCACCCGGGUUCUAAAAUCCACAAGUGGACCACACUCACUUCCCAAGAAUGUCUGGGGAUUGUCUGCUAACGCUGUAUACAAUACAAAGGAACGGGUUUAAAGCUUUCCAUGUCUGCUCAACUGUACCUUUUUACUGUAAGUCAUGAUGACGUUUGUUCAUGAAAUUUAUAUUCCCUAAUAAAGAGAAGAUUGGAUAGUU